AAUAAAAAAAUAUUUUCUAUCAAAUGUGUAGCUUUUAUGCAGAAGACAUCGAAGUAGAAGGAACUUGGUUAACAAUGAGCAAACAAAUAGUAACUGUAAAGCAAGGAAAAUUAGGAGGAGCAGUACUUAAAAGUGCAUUAGGAUCAUUGUACAUCGCUUUUAGAGGAAUACCUUUUGCUGCCCCUCCUAUUGGAGACCUCAGAUUUAAGGAUCCGCAACCACCUCAGCCAUGGACUGGUAUCAAGGACACCUCCCAAUUGAAGACAUAUAUAUGUUCACAGCAAGAAGAAGUUGAACCUUUUAAAUUGUUCGGCAAUGAAGAUUGUCUUUACCUAAAUGUUUACACUAAUUCACUUAAUCAAUCGAAACCAGUUAUGUUUUGGAUACAUGGUGGUGCAUUUGUAGUAGGCAAUUCAAGUUUUCAGGAAGGUUCAAGGCCUGAUUAUUUACUCGCAAAAGAUGUCGUUGUUGUUUCAACUAAUUAUAGACUUGGGGCAUUCGGAUUUUUAAAUCUUGGCCACCGAGUCGCGCCAGGAAAUCAAGGGCUGAAAGAUUUAAUCGCUGCUUUGAAAUGGGUUAAGGAAAACAUUUCUAAUUUCGGUGGAGAUCCUAAUAAUGUUACUAUUUUUGGCGCCAGCGCUGGAGGAGUUUUAGUUCAUUCUUUGCUUUUAUCGCCAUGUGCACGCGGAUUAUUCCACAAAGCGAUUAUGCACAGUGGAUUGAUACGAUGUUCUUGGGCCAUGAAUCAAAGUCUUCCUGAACGUGGCUUCAAACUGGCUUCUCUUCUCGGAAAAGAUUCUCGAGAUCCUGAAGAGGUGAUCGAAUUUCUACGGACGGUGCCAGCUGAGGAUAUCGUCAAGGCUCAAGCUUCUAUUCUUACGCGCGAGGAAUCGUUAUCCCAUAAUCUUGCCUUUGGAAUCAAUAACGACGAGGUAGCAGAGAAUCCUGUAUUACCAGAAUCUAUCGAACAAUUGUUGAAGAAAGAUGCGAAUGUCCCAGUCAUAAUUAGUUACACGUCGCACGAGUUCAUUAUGUUUAUGAAAGAUAUAAGCGAAAAAUCGUUGAACAUUUAUAACGAAUAUCUACCUAUGCACGUGAAAGCUUUGGGGACAUUAAAGAAGUUAGGAGAUGCGGAGAUAAAAAAUUUAUUCAAUGCGGUAAAAGAUCGAUAUUUUGGGGGAAAACCGAUCGAUAAAGAGAAAUUAUACGAUCUAUCAAAUUUUAUGACCGAUACGUUCUUCGGUAUUCCUGCGAUGUUAAUGUUAGAAGAUCGAGUGAAAAGAUUAACUGCGCCUAAUUACUUUUGUAAAUUUUCAUACAUUGGCAACGAGAAAACAUCUACAGAUCUUCUAGUAAAACGUCACAUUUCUGGAGCAUCUCACGUGGACGAUAUCGCAUAUUUAUUAUAUUUACCGAAAUGUAAAACUGAAAAUCCUAAUCCACCGGCGGUUGGAACGAAAGACAGGAUCACGUUGGAACGAAUGACUAGGAUGUGGACCAAUUUUGCUAAAACGGGGAAACCUACUUCGAUUCAAGACGAGUUUGUUAAUGCUGAUUGGAAACCUGCAACGGUGAAUGAUUUUUGUUAUUUGGACAUAGGAAAUGAAUUGUGUCUAUUGCCUCUUCCAUCACAUCUUUUAUCAUCCAAAUUAUUUUAGUGAAUGAAAAAUUAAUAUUUUUCAAAUUUUAAUUUUUUUUCCUUCAUAUAAUUUUAAUUUUUUAAUUU
This is a messenger RNA of Apis dorsata (giant honeybee), 1726 nucleotides long. RefSeq names its product esterase FE4-like. NCBI's taxonomy places the organism in Eukaryota, Metazoa, Arthropoda, Insecta, Hymenoptera, Apidae. Bases 24 to 1658 code for a protein of 544 amino acids. The record is from RefSeq and is a predicted model, not a curated record. The transcript has 8 exons.